AUGGCUAACGACCGCAGCGUCUACUCGUCCGGCCAGUUUAUGAACCCAGGACCGGCCCCGAGACCUCCCACCGACAACAGACCCAGACUCGCCCUCACCCCCAAUGCCAACCUCCCCGGUAGCAUGGCCAACAUGGCCAUCUCCCCCAUCCGGAGCACCACCACUUCGACCUACACCGGGUCUACCAUUUCUCUGCCCAUCGCACGUCAAAACUCGAGCCAGACCGAUGGCAUGGGCGGCGUCGCCAUCAGGAAGGAGGGUUGGGCGCAAGUAAAAGAAAGCAAGAACUUUAUCAACCCCUGGAAACAGAGGCUACUUGUCCUCCGCAAAGAGUCGCUCGACUUCCACAAGACGGAGGGCGGCAAGGUCGCCUACACACUAUACCUCAAAGAUGUCGUCAACGUCGGCCGAGUCGAGGCCGCAGGGACCAUCUUUGAGAUCAAGAGGAACCCCAACGGGUCGUCCAACAGCCCCGGCGAGGACGACGGACAAACCAAGACGCUGCAGAUCCGAGUCAAGAGCGACGAUGAUCUGUAUGAAUGGAUCGACCUCAUCUACGGCGCAUGCCCUGGUAUGGGAGGCGUCAGCAACCCCACCAACUUCUCCCACGCCGUUCACGUCGGCUUCGAUCCCCAGACUGGCGAGUUCGUCGGCCUGCCACCCGAGUGGUCGAAGCUGCUCAACUCAUCCGCCAUCACAAAGGAGGAUUACGAGCGCAACCCGCAAGCUGUCUUUGAGAUGGAAGCACACCGGCAGCGUGAGAUUGACGAGGCUAACCGUCGUGAUCUGGAAGCCUACAACGCAGCCAUCCCCAAGACCAAGGUCCCGAUGGCCCAGCAAGAGCUCGGCGGCUACGGAGGUGGUGGCUCUUCCUCCCCGUCUCCGGCGGAUCGGUACAACCCUUCCAGAGCCGCACCGCCGGCGCCGAAAGCCAGCAACCAGCAGGUCGGCAGCCUGCGUGCACAGCGUCCCGCCCCCUCUCCCCCCACGGCCGGCUCCACACGGCCGCCCCUCAGCUCGCAGCAGAGCUCCAGCUCUCUGCGAGAUCCCAACCAGGCCCAACGAGCGCCGCCGCGGCCUGACCCGAACCAACAGCGUUACCCGAACGGCAGCUCAGCCUCGCAGCCCCGGCAGAACGGCCCCAGCCAGGCCCAGGCUCCGUCACGCCUCCCCGCGCCUGUGAAGCCCUUGAACGUCAACAAGGCUCCAGCGCCCCAGCCGUCGGACGGCGUCAAGGCUGCCGAGGCGGCCUUGUCUGCAAAGCCCCCGGCAUCCGAGCGCAAGCAGGACGUGCGCAUGUCCACCAUGUCCGAGGGUGAGGUGAUGGCCAAGCUCAAAGAGGCUGUUUCUAAGGAUGACCCCAACCUGUCGUACUCGAAGCAGAAGAAGAUUGGCCAGGGUGCCUCAGGAUCCGUCUAUGUCGCCAAGGUCAAGGAGACGGCCCAAUCGCCUAUUGCCCGUGAACUUUUGCGGUCGCAAGGUCUCAAGGCCCAAGUCGCCAUUAAGCAAAUGGACCUCGCACACCAGCCGAGGAAGGAGCUCAUUGUCAACGAGAUUAUGGUCAUGAAGGACAGCCGACACCGCAACAUUGUCAACUUCCUGGACGCGUUUCUACGCAACAACAAUUCGGAGCUCGAGGAGCAGAUUUCGACCAUCUGCCUUGAGACGUGCCGUGGCCUUCAGCACCUUCACUCGCAGAACAUUAUUCACCGUGAUAUCAAGAGUGACAACGUGCUUUUGGACGCCCGUGGUAACGUGAAGAUUACCGACUUUGGCUUCUGCGCCAAGCUCACAGAAAGCAAGUCGAAGCGUGCGACCAUGGUCGGCACGCCGUACUGGAUGGCACCUGAGGUGGUCAAGCAGAAGGAGUACGGCCCCAAGGUGGAUAUCUGGUCGCUAGGCAUCAUGGCCAUCGAGAUGAUCGAGUCGGAGCCGCCGUACCUCAACGAAGAGCCCGCUCAAGGCGCUGUAUCUCAUCGCGACGAACGGUACGCCGCGUCUCAAGAAGCCGGAGAAGCUGAGCAAGGAGCUCAAGGCCUUCCUGUCGGAGGAGCAGAGGAGAGAGAGAGGGAGACAAGGACAAGGACAAGGACAAGAAGCGCUGAGAAGCAGAGAAAGGGGUUUUCGCCGACGUCACGGCGACGGGUAAUCGGUAGAAACGGCAAGGCGCCAAGCCCGAACACGGCGCGUGGUUUUAUGCCGAACAGCGACGGGACAACGGACAGGACGGACGACGACCGGGGUCGCGGCGGCUAUGGUGGCGGUCACGGUCGUGGUCGUGGUCGUGGUUAUGGUCCCGGUCUGUGGUCUGUGGUCUGCGCGGACGAGUGUGCAUAA
Molecule: messenger RNA, 2337 nt
Organism: Verticillium alfalfae VaMs.102
Lineage: Eukaryota; Fungi; Ascomycota; Sordariomycetes; Glomerellales; Plectosphaerellaceae
Product: serine/threonine-protein kinase shk2
Exons: 6
Coding region: 1-2337 (778 amino acids)
Biological process (GO): intracellular signal transduction; protein phosphorylation; regulation of MAPK cascade
Cellular component (GO): cytoplasm
Molecular function (GO): protein serine/threonine kinase activity; ATP binding
Source: RefSeq, a predicted model, not a curated record